Symbiodinium pilosum is the source of this 2859-nucleotide messenger RNA. The record is from the annotation of a GenBank genome assembly. Lineage: Eukaryota; Dinophyceae; Suessiales; Symbiodiniaceae.
AUGGCCAAGCAACUCCUUGGCGUCCUGGAGGAGUCUCAGGACUUGCGGCUGCAGCAUCCGCUCCGCUGGGAAACUGAACUGGCGAGGCUGCGAUCAUCCGGCCACCAGUUCUACUUGCUGAGAAUCUCUUGCGAUGAUUGGCCUGAAGGCUUGAGUGGCCUGCUGACGGCUGCGGAGUGCCUGCAACGACAUGGACUUCAGCCUGUGGCGUUCGUUAGUCAUCCGGCCCCCUCGCCUGAUGUGUAUGUCGAUCUCAUACGCAAUCUCUCCUCCAGCAUCCGUCGCUGGGUGACGCUGUUGAGGCCACACAAUGGAAGUCCGAGCGCGUGUGUUGUUGACCCCACGCGGUGCCGACGUCGUAGAUGGGGCGUUGGCAGUGCACCGGCGCAGUCGGAGCCACAGCCAUUGGGCGAAAGCUUCCUCGGGUUGCACCGAGCACUCCUUUCGCACGCGGCUGCUGGGAGGGUCUUGCAGGAGGUGUCGGAGAGCGAAUUGGGCAUCAUGAUCGAAACCAAUUGGCUGGAGCCCAAUAAAACUUGCCAGAACCAAGAGGCAUUCUCCAAGGCCAAAGACCACAGCGAGCGCAUCAUGCUUUGUCAAAUUGGCUCUGUUCUUUCGCCCAUCUUUCACGGCCACUACCCGAAGGGACUCAGCCUUCCCCUCCCUUGCUUCUCUGCAGAAGUGCAGUCACACCUUGCUCACACAUCCUUUCUGAUGAUCUUGCAUAGCCAUGCUGGCCAGCUGUAUGUGAGUCCGAAGGACCUCAAAACAGAAAUACUGCACAUGCCAGCAGACUCCGGAACGUUGUCAAAAGUCUUGAAAUGGCUGUCUCAGCGGGGGUACUGUCCCCCUCCUGUCCAUGGCAUGGGUGGUUUGCAUGUCAUCGGCUCCCCUGGGAUCUCCAACCAGCAACUAGCAGUGCGGAGUGCUCAACAUGGUCUACCACUCAGAGGAUUUUGGCACAAUGCAGAGGAGGCAGGGGAUAGCUGCAUGCAUGCAGAAGGUUGCCUGCGUCAGUCAGAUGGACAUCCUGCCAAAUCAUGUCUCUUUAUGCAUCCUAUGGCCGAAGUUGCCACGCUUUCCUGGAUGGAUCCUGGCAGCGUAUUUAUCACGCUUGAGUUUCUGGAGCUUUGUGUCUGCUUGGAUUUGCGAAUGGACAUACAGCAGCUUCUGCUGGGACUGGACAACAAGGGCUCUUCAGGCCACGUUUUAAAGGCGUCCGGUUUGGAAAUGGAAGCGAGCAGAGAGAACUGUCGGAGGUCUUCCUGGAGCAGUCUCUUAGACCGAGCAACUCAAAGGAACAUUCAGAAACGGGUUCGCCAGGAAGCCGGAUACAGUUCCAACAGCUCCCUGGCUGCUUCCGAGCUCGCGGUGGACUUCUUCCUCUGCUUGAGGAGGUUGCACCGGAGUCAAGGAAAGAGACACUCACAGCUCCCUUCUGGAAGGAGCGCUGAAAGGUGCGAGGAAGCAACGACCACCGCCGCGGCCACCCUCCAAGCAGUCGUCCAGCUGAAGGUUGGGCGCGACAAGGUCAGGCUUUCACCUAGGCUGUCGGAGGAUCUUGUGGCAGCCGAAGUGGCAAGAGUACAAGCUUUGGGCACCGCUCUUCAACGCAGACCAGAGCCACCUGCACUUGAAGUCUGUCGGAAGUGGAAGGACCGCUCUUCUCGCUGUGAAGGCACCCCUGAUCCACUGCAAGCUCAGGCCGCCGUGGCUGCGUGUUGCUUUUGGUGGGGCUCACGGAUGAUGGGGAGGGGAGAAGAAUGCAAGGAUGUGGCUGGCGGGGACGUGGGCGGGAUUGUGCCGCCGCGGAUUGGGGAGCCAUUGGGUAGCCUCGACGCAGAAACGCUAAUGUCCGUGGUCGGUACCGCUGAACUUCCUGAAGCCUGGAAGCAGGGCUUCUUCUUUGCAGGCUACCAGCCGUACGGCUUGCAGCAGGUAAAUGGAGGCCCGUGUGGCGUCAUUGCUGUCAUUCAGGCAUUCCUGAUUCGCUCCCUGCACUCGCGGGUUCCCAGCAUCGAGGCCCUCCUUGAGGUUGAUGAGAACCUUCGACAAGAAGCCCUGGUGGAUGCCAUUGCAGAGGUGCUGUUCCGAAAUGUUGGUGAUAACAAGAAGGCUGUCGUGCUUGUGCCCAGUUCCGCAUCAGCUAGCGUUUUGGGCGUGUCGCAGCUGCGGUGCUUGCAGCCAGCAAUCUUCACCUCGUAUGACCAGCUGAGAUACCACCUCAAUCAGAGGCCCUACAGAGACAUCUUCUUCAAUCCCUCGGGGUGUGGAGUACCGAUACUUCUCUUCUCCAUGAUCUGGACUCGCGGUGUGGAGGGCUGCAGAGCGCGGGACUUCGAUGACCCGAAGACGGGGGCCAUGGUGGGUGGACAUGGCUACUGCACGCAGGAGCUGGUGAACUUGAUGACUUUUGGAAGGGCCUACAGCAACGUCUUCGAUGGAACCAAGCGCCUGGGCAGCGCCAAGGAUGGCUGGAUGGUACUCCAAGGAGCGCCGCGCCGGCCCAGCAUUGGUUUCCUUUCUCUUUUCGAGGCCUACGCGUGCAUCGAGGUGGGUUCACGGUACAAGGGGCCCACAAGCCCCGUUUGGGUUGUCUGUGCCGAGUCGCACUACACGGUGCUUUUCUCCGCAGAUGCCGCCGUGAAUCCGCAGGACUGCGACAAGGUGCUGGACCUUUUCUACUUCGACCAGCUUGCUCGCCAGUCGGAGCGCAUCCGACUAACAGUCAUCCCCAAGCAGCUUCCUGCGCACCUCUCCACAGGCUUCGAGGAGGCCGAGUCAAUGAUUGACCGGUGCAUUCGGACCAAGUGGAAGGAGGCAAGCGUGGACUGGAAUGGGAGCGAGGUGAUCCUUUAA